CAUCUUUGACCCUGUUGUUGUGAUGGGACGGGCUUGUCAGCGAGCAGCCUGAUUCGCUGUUGUCUCGGGACAAUAAAGGCACGCACGCACGCACGCACGCAGACAAACAAACAGAGGACACACGAGCACACGGCACUGCUCAUCAUCACAGAAGCGGCAGCAGCGUUCUGUGCUCGAUUGGUCCGGUCUGCUGCAGCCAUGGCAGACUCCGAGUCGGAUAGUGUUACAAUCCCCGAGUUCAACUGUCUCCUUCAAAUGGACCCGUACCUCAAACCGUACGAGAAGGACUUCAAGAGGAGGUAUGAGCUGCUCCAGAAGCAGCUGUUUCAGCUGGAGGAGACGGAGGGAGGCGUUGACCAGUUCACACGCAGCUACAGGACCUUUGGUGUGCAGCGACGGCCUGACAACAGCCUCUGCUUUAAAGAGUGGGCUCCGGCAGCAGAGGCUCUCUUCCUCACUGGCGACUUCAAUGCCUGGGACAAAUUCUCUCACCCCUACCAGAAGAAAGACUUUGGAAAGUGGGAACUGAUCAUACCGCCCAAACAUGACAAGUCUCCAGCUGUGGAUCAUAACUCCAAACUCAAGGUGGUAGUCCACACUAAGGACGGUCAGCGACUGUACCGCAUCUCACCAUGGGCAAAGUAUGUGACCAGGGAAGAGAAAUCGGUCAUCUACGACUGGGUUCACUGGGACCCUCUUCAGCCUUAUAUUCAAAUUCACCCGCGGCCCAAGAAGCCAGCGAGCCUAAGAAUAUAUGAGGCUCAUGUUGGCAUCGCUUCACCAGAGGGAAAGGUCGCCUCAUACACCAACUUCACUGUCAACGUGCUCCCUCGAAUAAAAGACCUGGGUUACAACUGUAUUCAGAUGAUGGCUAUCAUGGAGCAUGCCUACUAUGCGAGCUUUGGAUAUCAGAUUACCAGUUACUUUGCUGCCUCCAGUCGCUACGGUACCCCAGAUGAGUUGAAGCAGCUGGUGGACGUGGCGCAUUCCAUGGGCAUCGUGGUGCUGCUGGACGUCGUUCACAGUCACGCCUCCAAGAACACGGAGGAUGGACUGAACCGCUUUGAUGGCUCCGACACGUGUUUCUUCCACUCUCCACCCCGAGGGGAGCACAGCCUCUGGGACAGCCGCCUCUUCAACUACUCCAGCUGGGAAGUGCUGCGGUUCCUGUUGUCAAACCUGCGCUGGUGGAUGGAGGAGUUCCGCUUUGACGGCUUCAGAUUUGACGGCAUCACGUCCAUGCUGUACCAUCACCACGGCAUCAGCGUGGGCUUCACCGGGGACUACAGCGAGUAUUUUGGCCUUCAGGUGGAUGAAGACUCUUUGGUUUACCUGAUGCUUGCCAAUCACGUUCUCCACACCCUCUACCCUGAUUGCAUCACCGUGGCAGAGGAUGUGUCGGGGAUGCCCGCUCUCUGCAGAGCGGUGCAGGAAGGAGGGCUCGGGUUUGACUACAGACUGGCAAUGGCCAUUCCUGACAAGUGGAUUCAGAUCCUGAAGGAGUUAAAGGAUGAGGAGUGGAGCGUGGGCCAUAUUGUCUACACACUGACCAACAGGCGCUACGGAGAGAAAUGCAUAGCCUAUGCAGAAAGUCACGAUCAGGCUCUGGUCGGGGAUAAGACUCUGGCCUUCUGGUUGAUGGACAAGGAGAUGUACACUAACAUGAGCUCCCUGAUUCCCAUGACAUCCGUCAUUGACCGCGGCAUGCAGCUCCACAAGAUGAUUCGCCUCCUCACUCAUAGUCUGGGCGGCGAGGGUUACCUCAACUUCAUGGGGAACGAGUUUGGCCAUCCUGAGUGGCUGGAUUUCCCCAGAGAGGGGAACAAUAAUAGUUAUCACUACGCCCGGCGGCAGUUUGAUCUAGUGGAUCACCACGACCUCCGCUACGGUCAGCUCUACGCCUUUGACCGGGACAUGAACCGGACUGAGGACAAGUACGGCUGGCUCUCCGCGUCUCCUGCUUUUGUCAGCGCCCAGCAUGAGGAGGACAAGGUCAUAGUGUUUGACAGGGCAAAUGUGCUCUUUAUCUUCAACUUCCACCCCAGUCAGAGUUUCCAGGACUACCGAGUGGCUGUGGAAGCACCAGGAAGAUACAAGAUCAAGCUGGAUUCGGAUGAGGCUCUGUAUGGAGGUCACGGACGCCUGGACCACAACACGGAGUUCUUCACCGAGGCGCAGCCCUACAACGGUCGCUCCAACUCCAUGCAGGUCUACAUCCCCUGCCGAACAGCCAUUGUCCUGGCCAACGAGGAGAUAGAUUACUGUUAUUAGAGGAUGAUUGUCUCCACAGAGACGGCGAGCGAGAAAGGAUUCUAACCCCGACCGAGUGUUAACAAUCACCUCCAUCUCAAAGUGUCAACCUUGCAUGCCACCCGAACCCACUUUUUUGUGUUUGAGACUUCGUCUAAAUGGGUUAGAAAAAAAAAGAAGAAGAAGCAUUGUGUGCUUUCAAACACCAUCUGCAACAUUAGAUGCUGCGUAACCCCAUUUACCACAGAUUGGUCCAUUUGGAAAGCGUCCAAAAUAACCAGCAGCUAGAUGCUAAAACUCCAAACCCCGCUGAGUCCGUCCUCCGGCAGCCAGCAGCCAUUUAUAGGCUCCGUUGAAUCGGGUGUGUCAUCUGUCACCUGACACACGCGACCGACGACUGUGGACGAGGGAGGAGGCGCAAAAAAAACUGAGAGAUGAGAGUAUUUCAAAUUCUUAGGACGACCCGUUUUGUUUUCAUUCAAUUAUUUUUGUAUGUAAAUGCAAAUUACAUAGGAAGCAAAAGCAAUUUAUACUUUCACCAGUCAACAUGUGUAAUCCAUAUUAAUUCAUUUCUGUUCGGGGGACAUGAAAUGUCCGUAAAUAUUGUAAUUUGCACACAAAAAAAAUAAGAGGCUGCUUUAAAAUGAUCACACGAUGAUUGUGUGUCUAAAGCACUCAAAUGUCAUUUGAAUUCACGCAGCUACGACGAGCAUUAAUACGGUUAUUUGUGGCCCAGGUAUUGUGAUAAAUUUGCUCAUUUUUUGUGCGUGUGUGUCGUAACACACACAAACGACACAUUAGCUGAAUUACACUGUGUUUCCACUUUGCAUAAAGUGAUGCUUAGCUUUUUUCCCCUCAAAACAAGAAUCACGUGAAGUCAUUAAUGUUGUCAGUUUCAGCGAAAAAUAAACGGAUGCCAGUUAUUUAACACA
Messenger RNA from Solea solea (common sole), 3182 nucleotides. RefSeq names its product glucan (1,4-alpha-), branching enzyme 1b (gene gbe1b). Gene Ontology annotation, biological process: glycogen biosynthetic process. Gene Ontology annotation, cellular component: cytoplasm. The transcript is spliced from 16 exons. Gene Ontology annotation, molecular function: 1,4-alpha-glucan branching enzyme activity; cation binding; hydrolase activity, hydrolyzing O-glycosyl compounds. NCBI's taxonomy places the organism in Eukaryota, Metazoa, Chordata, Actinopteri, Pleuronectiformes, Soleidae. The coding region runs from base 199 to 2271 and encodes 690 amino acids. The record is from RefSeq and is a predicted model, not a curated record.